AGUAUAUGCUCAAGUUAAAUACGUGCCGACAUGAAUUCGUACUAUGGUGGUGCCUAUCAAUAAGAAGCUACUUCAGGCCAGCGACAACCGUUCGGCCUCGUUAGUUAUACAGACUGGUUACGAUACAACAGGUGAAAUCUUAAAUACACCCACCGACGAUGAUGUAAUAGUACAAAGUGCUAUCAGCAAGUUUUCAUCUACCCGAACAGAAUACGUCGUGGAUCCAGAGGAUGCAACUUCUUACAUACCUCAGAAAACUUGGAAUGUAAAUUAUCGACAACAAUUUUUCAGAGCCAGUAUAUGGUUAAUCGCGAUAUCAUUAGCAGUAUAUUCGCAUUUUGAUUUGGUUCGCUUGCUUGGUCCAACCGAUACCAAUGAAAGCUAUUGGGUGCAGUUUGCAAAGGCCGCUGAACCACACAGGACAGUCUUGAAUAUCUAUUCAGCGGUGAUCGCUGGGUUCACAUUGAUAGCGGCCAUAAUUGUGGCCACUAUUGUUCUCAACCACUAUAAGGAGCCCCGUUUCCGAAUGCUGCUUCCUCCUUUUCUGUUCCAUUUAUGCCUGUUGGAUCUACUUUUCCCGUUCAUGGGCCUACUGCGACAUCUUUAUGGUAUCUACUAUUUAGAACUGCACAUGGGCCAAGUAAUGAAAAUUAUAGCGCUCACGUGUGAAUCUAUUGUCGUAACCUGUAUGUUGUAUGCUCUAUUGGCGAGGAUACGUGUCAUGUACGCUGUGUACGUUCGGGGCGAGUACGACGUCGAGUAUCACUGGACAGUGAUACGGAUAGCGAUUCAAUACGCAGUGUUUCACCUGUUCUGCCUCUUUUAUUUAGGGCCUCCAAAGUUUUACUGGUUAAGUUACAUGGGAAUACGCCUCGGAGUAUUUUGUAUUGUAUUGGAAACCUGUUACUACAUGGUACGGCUGCGUAAUACUAGAUACGAGGCCGAAAACUAUGCACAAUUACUCUAUAUAUGGGGCUAUGGGUGUUUUACCUUCAUUGUUCUGACUGUCGUGCUACCAGCUAUUCACCCAGUCGCGCGUUCGACUGACCAAUUCAUGGCAACCUUCAUCACUUUGUGGGCAAUGAAUGUAGAAGUGUUGGGACCAGCGCUGUGGUACACAUUUCGGACUUCUAUGAAGUGGGAAU
Messenger RNA from Sphaeroforma arctica JP610, 1145 nucleotides. RefSeq lists its product as hypothetical. The record is from RefSeq and is a predicted model, not a curated record. The annotation marks the transcript as partial. Lineage: Eukaryota; Ichthyosporea; Ichthyophonida. The transcript has a single exon.